Messenger RNA from Pogonomyrmex barbatus (red harvester ant), 2520 nucleotides. It is a transcript of the gene mGluR, whose product is annotated as metabotropic Glutamate Receptor. NCBI's taxonomy places the organism in Eukaryota, Metazoa, Arthropoda, Insecta, Hymenoptera, Formicidae. Gene Ontology annotation, biological process: G protein-coupled receptor signaling pathway. Gene Ontology annotation, cellular component: membrane. Gene Ontology annotation, molecular function: G protein-coupled receptor activity. The record is from RefSeq and is a predicted model, not a curated record.
GUGCCUUGGCCGUUGCUGCUCCUGACCUUGUCGCUGCAGCGUUUAACGACCCUGUCGACGGUGGAGUCGAGGAUGCACAGCGAGGCGGUGCUGUUACCCGGCGACAUCGUGCUGGGCGGACUGUUUCCGGUGCACGAGAAGGGCGGCAAUGCAACAUCCGCGUGCGGCCCCAACAUCUAUCACCGGGGCGUGCAACGCCUCGAGGCGAUGCUGUUCGCUGUCGAUCAGAUCAAUCAGGAGGACAAAAUACUGCCGGACAUCACGCUGGGCGUGCACAUCCUCGACACGUGUGGCCGCGACACGUACGCGCUCAACCAGAGCCUGCACUUCGUCAGGGCGUCCCUGUCCAACAUCGAUAUCAGCGUGCUGGAAUGCGCGGACAAGUCGACACCUAGGGUGAAAAGGACCGCCAAUGCGGGUCCCAUCUUCGGGGUGAUAGGCGGCUCCUACAGCUCGGUGUCGCUACAAGUGGCAAAUUUACUGCGGCUCUUUCACAUCCCCCAGAUAUCGCCGGCUUCCACGGCCAAGGCGCUUAGUGAUAAGACCAGAUUCGAUUAUUUCGCGAGGACGGUACCGCCGGAUACUUUCCAAUCGAUCGCGCUGGUUGACGUGGUGAAGAGCGCCAACUGGUCAUAUGUCUCCACCGUGUAUUCCGAGGGCAGCUACGGCGAGUACGGCAUCGAGGUGUUCACGCGCGAGGCAACCGAGCGUAAUGUCUGUAUCGCGGCCGCGCUGAAGGUGCCCAGCGCCGCUGAUAACAAAGUGUUCGACGACAUCAUCCAGCGUUUGAGCAAGAAGCCGAACGCCCGUGCGAUCGUCCUGUUCACCCGGGCGGAGGACGCCCGCGGCAUCCUCGAGGCAGCGAAACGAUCGAAUCUCAGCCAGCCGUUUCAGUGGCUGGCCAGCGACGGCUGGGGCCGGCAGGGUAAGCUGGUCGAGGGCGUCGAGGAGGAGGCCGAGGGUGCCAUCACCGUCGAGCUGCAAUCGGAAAACAUCCCCGGCUUCGACAAUUACAUGGCGUCGCUCACCCCGGAGAACAAUCGACGGAAUCCCUGGUUCGGGGAGUACUGGGAGGAGGUCUUCGGUUGCACCUUGAAGGGGAACAUAUUGUACGAGCGUUUCAGUUCGCAGGGCGGAUGGAAGGCCGGCUCCAAUAAUCACAGCCAAGACGAAUGCCGGUCUAAUCUCAGACUCACCACGGCGAAUGGCUACGAGCAGGAAUCCAAGGUGCAAUUUGUCGUGGACGCGGUCUACGCGUUCGCCUUCGCGCUCAAUAAGCUGCGCCACGACCUCUGCGGGCGCAGAGAAGGGCUGUGCUCGUCAAUGGCCAACUAUGACCGCGGCGCGUUCUAUAAGAAUUAUCUGCUGAACGUGUCCUUUGUAGACGCCGCUGGCAGUCUGGUGAAAUUUGACGAGCACGGGGACGGCCUGGCGCGAUAUGAGAUCCUCAAUUUCCGUAAGGGUACGAACAACAAUGGCGCAAACGGCUAUCACUAUCGGGUAAGACUCAUUCUAAUCAUCGUAACGCGCCACUAUAUAUCAUCGCCGAUGCAUAAUUGUUUCAUAUUUAUGACCGUUUACGUCAGAUGGAGCAGCGCCUUCGCCAUCGCACCUGCGGUGAUAUCCUGCUUAGGAAUCGUGGCGACCCUGGCGGUGGCGUGCUUGCUCUUUCAACACCGCGACACCCCGGUGGUCCGUGCCUCCGGACGAGAACUCACCGUGAUACUGCUGGCGGGGGUUCUGGUGUGCUACUUGAACACCUUCGUGCUUCUCGCCACGCCGACCACGGCAACCUGCGUUCUCCAGCGUUUCGGCGUCGGCGUGAGCUUUAGCGCCGUGUACGGCGCCCUGCUCACCAAGACCAACCGGAUCGCCAGGAUCUUCGACUCGGCCUCGAGAUCUGCCGUCAGGCCGCGAUACAUCAGUCCCACGUCGCAAGUCUGCAUCGCGGCUGCGCUGAUCGCCUUCCAAGUGGUGCUCACGCUGGUCUGGAUGAUCAUCGAGCCGCCGGGUACCAGAUACUCGUAUCCGGAUCGUCGCCAAGUGAUCCUCAAGUGCAACAUCCAAGACAUGAGCUUUCUGUUCUCCCAGCUGUACAACGCCCUGCUGAUCCUCAUCUCGACCAUAUACGCGGUGAAGACGCGCAAGAUUCCGGAGAAUUUCAACGAGAGUAAAUUCAUCGGCUUCACCAUGUACACCACUUGCAUCAUCUGGCUCGCUUUCGUGCCGAUCUACUUCGGCACCGGGAACGCCCACGAGACGCAAAUCACGACACUUUGCGUGGCGAUCAGUCUGAACGCGUCAGUCACCCUGGUAUGCCUCUACUCGCCCAAGGUCUACAUCAUCGUCUUCCAGCCGGACAAGAAUAUACGCGGCAAGGUCUACAUGGGCAGCACGUUCAAGAAGCAGGGCAGCAGCGCCGGCGCAUCCUCCAUGACGAAAUGUGAGACUAACAUUGCUCUCCUUGAUAAUCAACUCGUGAUCCUUGUGUCCACUUAUCUUCAUUUUUUUCAUCAAUAA